UAAACACCAUGCAAGAUGUCGUACACUAUAUACAACAAAAGUACAGUCUCCAAUGCCCGAAAUCCGACAAAACACUCGAAUUCCUGGUGCUUUUCAACGACCAACCGUCCAACGAUUUCAACACACUCUUCAAGUCUCUCCCUCGGGAAACACCCUACUUUGCGGCCGGUGUGCCGGGCUCGUUUCACCGCCGGUUAUUCCCGGCAUCCUCGGUCCAUUUCGUGCACUGCUCGUUCGCUCUCCAUUGGCUUUCCAAGGUACCAGAGGAGCUACAAGACAAAAACUCAAUUGCAUGGUAUAAAGGGAGGAUACACUACAGUAAUGCUUCCAACGAAGUAGUCCGAGCUUAUGCAGCUCGAUUCUCCGAGGACAUGGAGGACUUUUUGUGUGCGAGAGCAACGGAGAUCGUUAGUGGCGGCAUGAUGGUCAUAAGCAUGCCGGGUAUUCCCAAUGAAAUGACUUAUUCUCAAUUGGCCGCUAGUCUAAUGUACGAGUUCAUGGCGUCGAGCUUCAUGGAUAUGGCCAAUGAAGGGUUGAUAAGUGAAGACGAAGUGGAUUCAUUUAACUUGCCGAUAUACACUCCGUCCCCGGAGGAGAUGACGACGGCGGUGGAGACAAAUGGGCAGUUUAGCAUCGAGAUUUUGGAGUUGAUCAACUCUGCUUCUCUGACAGAUGGCCGAGUUGAUAUAAAAGCUUGGAUCGUCCAUGUUAGGGCAGCGAUGGAGGGAAUGUUCAUCAAACACUUUGGCAGUGAUAUUGUCGAUGAAAUCGGAUCCAAACCAAGCGAGAGGAGGCGAGUAUUCGGAGAGCUUCACUGUUUUAGGGCAGCAUUGGAGGGAAUGUUCAUCAAACACUUUGGCAGUGAUAUUGUCGAUGAAAUGUUUGAUCGAUUGACCACAAAACUCUUCAUGUUUUCUGAUCGAAAUAAACUCCUAGAUGUUUUAAUCAGAAAAUAA
Molecule: messenger RNA, 956 nt
Organism: Hibiscus syriacus
Lineage: Eukaryota; Viridiplantae; Streptophyta; Magnoliopsida; Malvales; Malvaceae
Product: loganic acid O-methyltransferase-like
Exons: 2
Coding region: 9-956 (315 amino acids)
Biological process (GO): methylation
Molecular function (GO): S-adenosylmethionine-dependent methyltransferase activity
Source: RefSeq, a predicted model, not a curated record